UGUAAGCGUGUUACAAUCAAUGUGUUUUUGUAUGUCAAAAUGGCUUCUGCUCUUCCUCCCCGUAUUUUGAGAAAUGACCACCAAAAAACCCAGAAAGAUCGACCGUCUCUGGAUACCUUGCAACAAAUGGGUUUUACAAAACAAAGGGCGGAGAAGGCCCUUGCAGCAACAGGUGACCGAGGAGUGCAGUUGGCGUCAGACUGGUUAUUGUCUCAUGUGAAUGAUGUCACGCUGGACCAGAAUAUUCCCCGGGAGUAUGUCCUCUAUCUGUGCCCAGUCGGUCUGCUACAGCAUGAGCUCUCCAACUUCUGGGAGAAGUCACUGUCUACAACAGGAUGGAAUGGAGCACAUGCCUACUUCCCCAUAGUAUGUGAUAACUUCCCCCAUAUAACCCUCACCAACAUGUUCAAGGUAUGUGAUAACUUCCCGCAUAUAACCCUCACCAACAUGUUCAAGGUAUGUGAUAAGUUCCCCCAUAUAACCCUCACCAACAUGUUCAAGGUAUGUGAUAAGUUCCCCCAUAUAACCCUCACCAACAUGUUCAAGGUAUGUGAUAAGUUCCCCCAUAUAACCCUCACCAACAUGUUCAAGGUAUGUGAUAACUUCCCCCAUAUAACCCUCACCAACAUGUUCAAGGUAUGUGAUAAGUUCCCCCAUAUAACCCUCACCAACAUGUUCAAGGUAUGUGAUAAGUUCCCCCAUAUAACCCUCACCAACAUGUUCAAGAUAACCCUCACCAACAUGUUCAAGGUAUGUGAUAAGUUCCCCCAUAUAACCCUCACCAACAUGUUCAAGGUAUGUGAUAAGUUCCCCCAUAUAACCCUCACCAACAUGUUCAAGGCUGAAGACAACCAGGUGUCCUAUCUAACCAAAUGUCUGUCGAAGCUGGAAGACAGGCUGAACAAAGCUCCAGGAAAACUCACCCUGGAUUUCUUUGCCCAGAAGAGUUUUAUCGGCCUGUUUGUUAGUGGGCCGUACUUCCAGUAUCUACAGGACACUGUCACCCAGUUCUCCGAGGAAGUCAGAAAGGCUGGCAUCAUAGUUGGGGAGAACAAGAAGCAGUUGCACCUGUCUCUGUCGUACCAGUACCAGGACGAGAACCAUGAAGUCCUGCUGAAGAAGGCCAAGGAGAUGAACUUGUCAGCGUCGGUACGCUGGGAUGUCCGCUUGUACUCUCGAGACCCUCGAGUUGGACAGAGCGAGGUCCGCAAGGUGUUGAAGGCAUACACGACUCAGUUGACUGAUGAACUGGAACUCAUCGAUCAGGACUUUGUGUUCAUGGACCCAGAGGAAGUAAGUCGGAGCAAGGAUGGAUGGUACAAGGGCACUUCCUGGCUGACAGGGAACACAGGGAUGUUCCCGGGGGUGUUCACGUCACGCACAGCUGAAACCUGGACAUGGACUCUGCAUCGGUCGUUGCCUUUGCGUGAACAUCAUCCAAAGAGUGGCCAGACAGCAUCGGCAGUGACAGCCAACGGUUCAGCCGAGGAGGACUAUGACAAUCUCUGGCAGGAAGAAAACAAUGAUGACAUGUAUGCAAAGGUGAUCAAGAACAAGAAGCAGAAGGAUGUUGCAGCCCAGCACAAGAGUCCCCGGAAGCUGUUUAUCAUGCGCCAUGGAAGAUGACUUAUCAUGCGGCAUGGAGAGAGAUGUGACUUUGUGUUUGGCAGAGACUGGUGUGACAAGUGCUAUGAUGAAGUGGGUAACUACAAACGAGUUAACCUCAACCUCCCUAGGACAAUGAUGACCCGAAACACCUACCUGGAGUACAUCAAAGACUGCCCACUGACAGAGAUUGGAAAGGUGCAAGCACACCUUACAGGGGAUGCACUGAAGACAGCAUCUGUACCUAUCUCAUAUGUGUACUCCUCUCCCGCGCUCAGGUGUGUACAGACAGCCUCGGAAGUCGCUAAAGCUCUUGGCGUGACUGGUAAGAUCUGCAUUGAGCCAGUGUUGUUUGAGUGGCUCGGAUGGUACAACCCUGUUAUACCCAAGUGGAUGAGUCCUGCAGACCUGGCCAAGAAUGGUUUCAACAUCGACACUUCACAUGUACCAUUCAUGGACAUUAAGAACUUGAACGUGGAGGAGAGUGUUGAUGAGUUCUACACACGGAAUGCUAACUUCGUCAAGUAUAUUCUCCGCAAACAUGAACCUGAAGGUGGGAAUGUGCUGGUGGUCGGACAUGCAGGAUCCCUGGACGUGUGUUCCAGACAGCUGUGUGGGAGGCCUGUCCGGAAAGCCUCCGAGUUCCACCAGCUGUUGUCAGGGGUGGCAUAUUGUGCAGUUGCUAUGUGUGAAGAGAAUCCAGUCAGCAAAGUGUGGGAGCUGAAAGAACCAUCGGUUGUACCACUGUGUCAUGGAACAAACAAACUGUACAGCUGGAAACUCAUACAGUGAUACACAGACAUACAGUGAUACAUAAGUUCAGACAUAGUGAUACACUGAUACAUAGGUUCAGACAUAGUGAUACAUUGAUACAUAGGUUCAGACAUACAGUGAUACACUGAUACAUAGGUACAGACAUAGUGAUACACUGAUACAUAGGUUCAGACAUACAGUGAUACGCUGAUGCAUAGGUUCAGACAUAGUGAUACAUUGAUACAUAGGUUCAGACAUACAGUGAUACACUGAUACAUAGGUACAGACAUAGUGAUACACUGAUACAUAGGUUCAGACAUACAGAUACAUACAGAC
Molecule: messenger RNA, 2694 nt
Organism: Haliotis rubra (blacklip abalone)
Lineage: Eukaryota; Metazoa; Mollusca; Gastropoda; Lepetellida; Haliotidae
Product: ubiquitin-associated and SH3 domain-containing protein B-like
Molecular function (GO): protein binding
Source: RefSeq, a predicted model, not a curated record